GAUAAUUUCCAAAUUCCAAAAUGACUUAUUCAAAUUCAACUAUGUCAACACCGUGUUUGGAUCUUGCUAUGGAAGGUGAAAGGUUCUGCCGUGAAGGGGAUUGGAAUAAAGGAAUAUCUUUUUUUCUAAAAGCAUUAGCAAUUGGAACGGAUGAUCUCAGUUGUUUGUCAGUUAUAUAUUGUCAGCUAGGCAAUGCUUAUUUUUACCAACAAGACUAUGCCAGAGCCUUGGAAUAUCAUCGUUGGAACCUUGCUUUAGCUAGAAGAAUGGGUGAUGGUAUUGGUGAAGCAUUCGCAACAGGAAAUCUCGGUAAUACACUUCAAAUGAUGGGAAAAUUUGAUGAAGCGAUCAUGUGUUUCACGCAUGAAUUAACAAUUGCUAGACAAUUAGAUGACAAGAGAACAGAAGCUGGAGCGUUAUACAAUCUAGGUAGUGUAUAUCAAGCCAAAGGAAAACAAUGGUUACCGGAUUCUGGUGAAUUCCCGGCUGAUGCAGUUAAAGCUCAAAGAAAAGCUGCUGAAUAUUAUAAAAUGGGUCUGGAAUUAGUUCGAACACUCGGUGAUCGACCAGCUGAAGGUCGAGCUCUUGGCAGUCUAGCAAAUGCUUAUUAUUUAUUGAGUAAUUUCACUGAAGCAAUUGAAUGUUAUAGAGAACGUUUAAAAAUUGCUAAAGAAUUUGGUGAUCUAACUGCUCAACGACGUGCUCAUAGUAAUAUUGGCAAUGCAUUUAUAUUUUUAGCUGAUUUCAAUGCAGCCGUUGAACAUUAUCGCGAAGCAUUACAAUUAUCAGUACGUUUAAAAGAUACAUCACUUGAAGCACAAGCAUGUUUCAGUUUAGGCAAUACAUAUAUUUUAUUAAGAGAUCCAAGUACAGCUGUUGUAUUCUUGCUUAGACAUUUAAUUAUUGCUCGUGGUCUAUGUGAUCGUAUUGGUGAAGGUCGUGCUCACUGGUCAUUAGCAAAUGCUUAUACUGCUUUAAAACGAUAUGAUUUAGCUUUACGUUGUUCUAAACGUCAUCGUCGAAUUUCUCGUCAGUUGGGUGAUACCACAGGUUAUAUGACAGCUCAAUUGAUGAUUGGUGAAAUUUGUAGCCUAAUGACAAGUACACAGACAGAAUGCUCUAAUGUGAUUGGUCCUGAUGGCAAUCAUCAUAAUCAUAAUAAUCAUAAUCAUAAUACUGAUACUACUACUACUACUAAUAAUACUAAUACUGAUCCAACGGAUUCACAAUUAAUAAAAACUUCCAAUCCCACAAUAAAUUAUUCUUCUGUACAACAGAAUUGUUUAUUGGACAUAAAAAAUUCCAAAUUAGAUGAAAAUAUUUUAUUUUUAAAAAAUAAUCAUAAAUUAUCAUGUGGUGGUAGUACAAUUAAUAAAUGUUGUAGUAUUAAAGUGAAUGAUAACAAUUCCAGUACUGCUACUAUUACUACUACCACUACCAAUACUACUAAUAAUCCUAUUUUAACAAGUAGUAGUAGUUGUAUAGAUAACAAUUUUUCCGAUCAUUCUUCUACUACUGAUGAACAUACUACUAAUACUACUAACAAUUUAUUGAAUGGAUUAAUUUCCCAAUCACUAUUGCAUUCUCCAUCGAAAACCAUUGAUCCCAUUACAAAUAUCCCAAUUCUUCAUAAUCCGAUUGAAAAAGAAAAUUCACAAUCGACUGUAACUAGUAAUUCGGAUAUAACUACUACUAAUACUACUAAUACUACUGCUAGUAGUCCUUCGUUUACAACGUUGACAGUUCAUACAAUUGACAACAGUGACACUGUUGUGAAUUAUUCAAAUAAAUCGUUACUCAAUACUCAGGAUACAACAGAGAAUGAUGAUGAUGAUACUAGUAGUAAUCAAGAUGAUUCAGAUUUGGAAUUAGAUAAAGAUUUAGAAAAUGAAUUACUUGCAAAUUAUGAAGGUAUUCUUGAAACAGUGGAAUUUGUAACUGUUACAGAAGAUGGACAAACUAUUAUUACACAAAUGGGUUGUUUGGAUGUUCCAACACCUGUUCAUUCAGAAUCGAAAAAGGAAAACAUGGUUGAAUUUUAUUUAAGUGCACCAGUAUUUCGUCCUAGUAGUUUAUCACAACAAAUUGAUAUACCAAAUCUUCAAGAUAUUGAAGAUAAUCUAGAAUCCAUUGAAUCAAUGUCUCAAAUGAAUAGAAAUUCAAAUUUAUCUAAUGAACAUUUAGAUUCUAGUAGUAGUAGUAGUAAUAAUCACAAUACUGUCGGUACUACUAAUUCCACAUCAACUGUUGCUAUUGCUGCUACUUCUGUAGUUGAAGAAGAACGUACCACAGAUCAACAAGAGAUAUUUUUCUCACUUCUACUUGAAUCCCAAUCACGUCGUAUGGAUGAACAACGUUGUUAUUUACGUACUACUACUACUACUACUACAACUGCUACUAGUACUACUGGUCAUAAUACACCACCUCCUCCUAUUCAAUCGAAUGCAACACGUGAAUCAUCUGGCAAUGCUCAUUUAAUAUCAUCAUUAUCGGCUAGCGAUAAUUCUACAUUACGUAAUCAAAUGAGCACAAAUGAAGAAGCUUUCUUUGAUUUAAUUGAAGGAGUUCAAGGUGAUAGAAUGAAUGAUCAACGAGCCAAUCUAUCAGUGUUUCCUGGUCUUCGUUCUGGACCAGGUCUUCAUGUAUUGGAUAGCAGUAAUACUACUAGUACUUCUGCUAAUAAUAAUAAUAUUAAUAAUAAUAAUAGUUGUUAUUUUGGUUCAACUAAUUCAGUAUUCAAAUCAACUAAUAGUUGUGCAAGUGAUGGUCUUCCAGAACCGAAACUACAUCGUAAUAAUAGUAAUCAUGAUGGCACCAUAGGAUUAUUUGGUAAUCAUUCAACUAAUGAAGUUAUUACUGCUACACCGGCUAGUUGUUAUAGCAGUGGAACAGAAAGUGCUGAAGAAAGGGGAGGCGGAGGAGACAGAGGAAGAGGACAAAGUAGUGGUGCUAAUAGUAACAGUGCUAUUGUCGGUAGAACACGUGGACGUCGUGGUCAUCAUAUUGUAUCGUCUACUGGUGAUUUAGAUGAUGAAUUUUUAGAAAUGAUAUUUCGUAUUCAGACAUGUACACGAAUCAAUGAUCAACGAACCAAUCUACCUGAUCCUCUUAAUCAAAUUCAAUCACAUAAUAAUAAUAGUAAUAAUCCAACUCGCUGCAAUAACGAUGAUGAUAAUGGUUUGAGAGAAACUCAUCAUCAACCAAUCAAUACACCGCCGCCAACAACAACCACAACCACAGCAUCUAAUCCACACAGAGAAUUAACUUUAUACACUUCAACCGGUGCAUUGAAUAAUAAUAAUAAUAAUUUAUCAAAUCGAUAUUCAGCUCCACCUAUCGAACAACAACACCAACAAAAUGAUGAUGGUGAUGGUGGUGGUGAUGACGGUGAUGAUGCCAACGAUUUGUUUGCAUUAAUUCAACGUGUUCAAUCGACACGUUUAGAUGAACAACGAUGUUAUCCACCGUUAUAAUCUGCGCCACACAUCAUCUAGCACGCACGUGCUUGCGUGCGUAUGUGUGUGAGUAAUUUUUCCAUGCAAAACAUUGCGCCAAACAUUGGCGCUCACUCAACAAGAACAAACAAUCAAAUUUCAGACACACAAAAAUAUAUGCAAAAUAAAUUCUCUUAUCAGAGGAUAAGUGAUCCAUAUUCAUACUUGUUUUUUUUUGCAUUGUGCAUUUAUAUAUAUACAUAUAUAUAUCUAGUAUUUUUCUCUCUUCAUAAUCUUACAUUAAUUUAAAUCUUGUCUCAUUCAAAUGUGAAACUAAGAUUAAAAAAUCGCCCGCUUUUCUUUUUUUUUCUAAAAAAAAAUUCCUGAAUUCAAUUGAUUUUUUUUCUCUUCAUUGGAUAUCUGUUGAAUUGUUGUGACUAGAAAUUUUUUUCGUCUUCUCGCCUUUUGCCUCCUAAUCUGGCGAAGAUCAUUAUUGCCAAUGCAUGAAAAUAAAAAUAAGAUUCCUGGUGUCCUGCUCCUUGACUCUCCGUCUCUCUCUGCACUAUAAACAACUUCAUUCUCAUUUUCAGAUAGAUAUGU
Schistosoma turkestanicum is the source of this 4034-nucleotide messenger RNA. NCBI's taxonomy places the organism in Eukaryota, Metazoa, Platyhelminthes, Trematoda, Strigeidida, Schistosomatidae. The record is from the annotation of a GenBank genome assembly.